AUUUUUAUAGAAAUAUAACAAUGUACUGGCAUUCUAAUAACAAAAAUUGGUAAUGGUGAAUGGCUGCAGCGGCAUGGAGUCGGAGGAGAAUAAGAAGAAACUGAACGAUGACCUGGUGGUGUUCAUGCGCAAACGCAGCGAAACUGACGCGCCGCAAUACACCGCCAGGCUCAAAACUUAUGUCAACUUUAAACAGAAGCAUCGAAGGGCAGCGGCCGCGCGCCGUCACACUGACUACAGAAACAAUCAAGACGGCUCUGCAACGAAGAAGAAGAACAAUACAGAGCCGAAUGAGAAGUCAGUCGACAGCACGCAACCUCCAGCUACGGAUGUUAAUAAAAGGCGUAAUGGCGAGAAAUAUGGGCAUAAGCCGCGGUCGCUGUCUCGGUCUCACACUGCCGAGCCUGUAGACGCGUGCUGCAGGCGCCGGCGACGUGCGUGUCGGAGACGAAGGCGAUCCUGUCGACGUCGUAGCCGUCGUCGCCGCAGACGCAGUUGUGGGCGGCGGCGCCGGCGCAGUCGCAGUCGCCGCCGACGGCGCCGCAGCUGCCGCCGGCGCAGACGUCGACGUCGUCGUUGUCGCAGAUGAUUACCACAGGCUCGAUGGAAUAGUAUAUUUUUAUGAAAAAUUUAAAUGAAAGUUUCAUUCUGUAGAACAAUAAAUUAACACAAUUAUUCCAGAAACGUCUAGACAGAAUUUAAUUUUUUUUAAUUCAUUGAAAACUUCAGUACUAUAUGUUUUUGAUACUAUUGUUAUUAUAUUCAAGUUGUGUUUG
This is a messenger RNA of Vanessa atalanta (red admiral), 776 nucleotides long. RefSeq names its product protamine-2-like. The record is from RefSeq and is a predicted model, not a curated record. Lineage: Eukaryota; Metazoa; Arthropoda; Insecta; Lepidoptera; Nymphalidae. The transcript is spliced from 6 exons. Bases 53 to 589 code for a protein of 178 amino acids.